CAGCUGCGACGGACGGCCUUGGGUUAUCGCACGCUGAUCCCCACGCAACUAGCGCCACGCAAAGUUUCGAUCCGGAGGCGUUUGAAGUCGGAAGUGCGGCUGCCGACAGUCCUGAGACUGAGACGAAUCCUCGUGUAUAUUCCGCCGUGAACGGUGAUCAUGGUCCAACGGCGGCUCCUGACUACAGCGCUCUUACGUCGGCGUAUGCUGCAGACGCAACUACCGCUCCCCAUGCAAACGGCGACGUAGCGCGCUCAAAAGAGGCGACUGCGGAUGCUGCAGAAGGACCUGUUCCAUACGGUGUUUCGCCGUAUGAGCAUGGUGUAGAUCCGGAGGGACAGGACCCGGAAGCGUUUGGAGUAGACGAACAUGAUCCUGAAGCCGUCGGUAUCGCCGAUUCCGAAACAGUCAAGCACCUUCACCACGCAGCUUCGCCGACGAAACCGGUUGCUCCUCCUUCGGCCAGCGGUGCAAUCAGGCAAUCUCCACCGUCCUCUGCGUACGCACCAAACGGGGUUUCGGCGUUUAGAGCGUCUCCGGGACCGGUAGAAAGGACGCAGUCGCCUGCGCGCAGCGUGCCCUCCAGGACGGCAUCGCCGUACGAUCCGCCGUUCCCUCCUGCACGCUCUGCAUACGAUCCGCCCAAAUCGGAGAAGCCGAUAUCGCCAUCUACUGUAUCGUCAGUUGCUUCGCCGCGUGGUAGCCUCGAUGCUCCUCGCCGCCCUGGCUCCAGAGUUGGAUCCCCUGCGUUUGCGGCGCCAGCGACUACGGCUUCGGCGUACGACCCGUACAAGCCUGGCCCUGCAAGCACACAGGAUGCCUAUGAUCCCGGACGGUAUGGCGUGCAGAGGACAGCAUCACCCAGCUCGGUGUCCACGAAGUCACAAGUAACCAAUCCAUACGCUCCCCCGUCCUCUUCUUCGGCGUUUUCGCUAGGUAGGGACCGAGCGAUGUCCGGCGGGUCCGUGUCGUCGAUGACUACGAGCAAUUCCUUCAGCGCGUACGCUCCCAACCCGCAGCCCAAACGACAGGCAAGCGAAGCGUCGGAUUACGGAGAUUAUCAACAGAGAUACGGUUACUCUGACCCUGACAAGACGGCGACGUAUGAUAACCAUGUGCAAGAGAUCACUCUGGCGGCGCCACCGGUGUAUGGCGCGUAUGCACCGUCGCCGACGCUCCUGGGUGCCAACGAUCCGCUUGGCCGCACUUCUGCACGUGCCCCGGUUAUCAGCUUCGGUGCCGGGGGCAGGUUCGUUACGUGCCUGCACGGUUCAGGAACUCUCAACACCGGCUUCGACGUUGCGUUGGCUACUCGUCAAUCGACUGACGUUCGUAUCCAGAAGCUGCAUGACGUAAUCCCGCAGUCAGCAUUGGACACCACCGAAGUGGUCUUCCCGGGUCCGUUGUUUAACGAUCCGGGGACGCCGACCACUAGUCUAGUCGGUACAGGGGCUGCCGCGAAAACCAAAGCCAAGAAGGCCAAGGUGCUCCAGUAUCUCGAGGAUAGGGCAAACGAGCUUGAUCGGGGCCUAGGCUACCUCAGUACAGAUUCUAUAGAGCACAGUCAUGCGGAGGGCAAGCUAGCAUUGGUGCGGCUGCUCAAGGUCAUGGUCGAGAACGAUGGAAAGCUAACCGGAAGUGCUGCUAUCGACACCGCGGUGCGUGCCGCUCUCGUCCCACGGCUCGCCAACAGCACGGGCGACGCUGCGGACUCUCUGCAUACCCCUGCUCUGGGAUACGCAGGAAUACCGUCGUUGCACUCGAAUGAGGCACCCUUGGCGACAUACCAAGUCAGAGCAUCAUCCUUGGAUAAAAUCCAGGACUUCCUCAUUCGUGGGGAGAGGAAGAAGGCGUGUCACUAUGCCGCCGACGAGAAGCUCUGGGCACACGCGAUGGUCAUUGCGAGCAGUGUCGAUAAAGACACCUGGAAAGAGGUAGUUAACGACUUCGUCCGGUCGGAGCUUGGUGUUCGGGAAGAGAAAUCGAAUGGCAGAGAAGCACUCAGGGUAGCUUACAGUCUCUUUGCCGGCCAAGGUGCCGCUGCUGUCGAGGAACUACUGCCCCCGAAACUCUUGACGAGGACGUUGGGUCAAACUUUGACUGCUGGCCCACUGCAAGUGCCGCCGAUUGCUCAUGGGACCCCCAUCUCGCCGAACUUCCCUCACCCGGAGAAGACGGCUCGCGUGCCUGCGGAAUCGUUGGCGAAGUGGCCGGAGACUGCUGCGAUGUUAGCAUCAAGUCCCAUGACCCCCGACUCUGCGGCUGCUUUGGUUGCUCUCGGGGACUAUCUCAUGUCUAACGACUGGAUAGAGGCGGCCCAUGCAUGCUACCUUUUGUCGUCGCAGGCGCACCUCAUCGGAGGCAGCAGAGCUCCUUCGGCUCGGAUCGUCCUGGUUGGCUCGCAAAGCCCACAUCUUCGACUGAACUUUCACAAGGACUCUGACCCUGUCAUUUUCUCAGAAAUCGCCGAGUUCGCCGCAUCGCUCACGCCGGCGCCGAAGGGACAGGAACCGUUCCCGGGAUGGGCGCACUUGCAGCCUUACAAGCUGGUUCGGGCUUAUCAUUUGGCCGAGCUGGGCCAUACACAGGCUGCGAACAGAUACUGCGAAGCGAUUCGCAACUCGCUUACUCGGCCGUCUCCUUAUCUAAACAUGGCGUUCGCGGAUGAGCUCAAGGCUCUUCAUGACAGGCUUACCGCUGUGCCGCAGUUGGAUAAGGCAGGUUCGUGGAUCGGAGGCAAGAUGGCGAAACCCAGCUUGGAUAGCAUAGGCAACUGGCUGGAAGGCCGGUUCACGAAGUUUAUCGCUGGUGAGGGCGAGAAUUCUCCACCACCCACCGACGAUGUAGCGGUCCCCGGUCAGACAUCCUCAGGCCCCUUCGCACAUUACAGUGCCAUCUCCUCGGCGGCGCCAUCGACAUCCCCUUCACCCCAGCCGUCGUUCACAGCUUAUAACGGCAUGCCUCCCCCGCCGCGGUCGGGCUCGGCUAUGUCAUCGCGGCAGUCAACGGUGCCGCAGGUGCAGAUCGACCGCGCAUCGUCAGCGAUGGAUCACUAUCGCCGGAAGGGUUCUCCAGCGCCCAUCAAUCGCGUAUACUCUGCCAAUGCCGCGACAACCACGUUCGCGCAGGCGGAGGCGGCCGGCAACGGGUAUGCUCCCGGCCGCUCCUCCCUGGACGAGUCGAAGGACAAUGGAGGGUGGUGGAACAGCUCGUUCACGGCAGACUCUGCUGCUCCUACGCCUACUGCCACCACCUUCGGUGCGAGUCCGGAAAACGCGUCGGAUGAAGGCUUCAUUUCACUCAUGGACGUACCUGCGAGCCCCAUGCCCAUAUCGUCCCCUGGUGCGACGCGGACCAAUUACCCACCGGAAGACCCGGAUGACGACGAUCUUGGCCUGGGCAACGCAUCGAGCAAGCGCAAGAAGAAUUCGACUGAUGACGCGGACGCGGACGGUACCACCCCGACCGCGACCCAAAAGAAGGCGGAACCGCCCAAGCCGAAAGCCGAAGAAAAGAAAGCCGAACCGACGGCCACGUCCAACGGCUGGCUCAGCCGGUGGUGGAAGAAGAGCGAUGGUCCUGCACCUGUGAAGGCCAACAUGGGAGAAGACAACUCGUUCUACUUUGACAAGGAGCUUGGCAAGUGGGUCAACAAGAAGGCGGGCGGCGCGGAGGCUGCGAAGCCGGCCGCGCCUCCCCCGCCGCCAUCCCGCGCUCAGACGGCGUCCCCGAGCAAGACGGCCUCGGUCAUGCCGCACACGGGCACGGUCGCAGGCGAGCCGCCGGUGCGCGCGACGUCGUCGUUCGACCUGACGUCGCCGCCGCGGAAGCCGCCGCCGCCGAGGGCGCGCUCGAAUUUGGUUCCGACGGAGAACCUGCCGGACUCCGCGCCACCGUCGCCGGCGCCUGGGGCUGGCUUGAACGUGCCUCCUCCACCUUCGAGACCAAGUUCGAGGGCUCAGGCAGGAGGGAAGAAGAACCUGCGGAGUCGCUAUGUGGAUGUCUUCCAGGCGCAGCCUGGUGGCGGCGCCGCGUAAAUGCGGGUGGUAUAUACGAACAGUCCGACGUAGACCUGUAGCAAUAUUUUCUCUUUAUAGCCCAUACUUAACGUAUCCUGCAUACUAUCCGUAGCAUCUCGCAUGUUUUUUCUUCGUUUGAUAAAUCGGAUUUCCUUUUUCGCAGCGCAACCAGAGCUCCUUGAAUUCUGCAGAGGAUACACGUUUAUUAUUUAAAGGAGCAGCUUGAAUGGGUAUCCCCUAUUCUUGACGCGGAAUAGAGAGAUGAGGAUGGAGAACAUCACGAAGAUGACCGCCGUCCAGAGGUACACCUGAGCCCUCUGACGCGAAGGCGAGGUUUGGUAGGGGGUGACAAUAGUGAGCAUGAGGAAGGCCAUCGCCAGGACGCCAUACAUCAAGGACACCACUUGCGUCUCCUGGCCAUACUGGUUCUGGUACCCCGGCGCGAUCCACUGGCCGUUUCCGCCCGAGUACGGCGAACCGCGGAUUUUGGUGAACAUGAAACCGGAGGUCAUAGUGAGCGUAGUGAGGACGGUGCCGAUGGCCCACACCCAACGAUUGUUGAAGAUGGGGUAGACGAAGCGGACGGUGAGUGCGAAGAAGAGGAGGAAGGCGAGGGUCGAGCCCCAGCGGGCCCAGUCGAAGGGAGCCUUGUAGGGUAUCGGAACGGGCGUUGUGCGGGAGAGUUGCUCGGCAAGAGGUUCGGCGUCGAAGCCGUAGGAGAAGUCUAAUUUGGCAGGAGCGGUCUUGCCGUUGGCCGGGCGCCGGGGACCUUCGGUAGGCGGGUACAAAUGAACGACAGGUGCGGAUUGCAUGCCAAGCUUUUGGAAGACAGAAGGGCCAUCAUCAAAGUCGAGAGUAGCAAAGAAGUGGUUGUCCCGAUCGGCAGGCGAGACAGUCUUCCACGCCUUCGCGACGGCGUUCCAGGACGGAUUAAACUCCCUGCAGGGGUUGCAUCGCCGCCUCGGGUCGAGCGCGGUGAACUGCACGGAGGCAGACCAGUCGCGCUUGGAACCGGUAAUGAGGUCGAACGUCUUCUCGUUCAGUUUGAUGACGCCAUUGGGCGACGAGUUGGCAAGCUUGGCAAGCUCUUCGCGAGGCGUCAACGCGUGUAUGAAGGGCAGCAGGAGCAGCGCAGAGAGCGUCCGUAGCAGCAUCAUUGGACGGAGUGGAUGAGCUG
Messenger RNA from Punctularia strigosozonata HHB-11173 SS5, 5196 nucleotides. RefSeq lists its product as uncharacterized. Gene Ontology annotation, biological process: autophagy; COPII vesicle coat assembly; Golgi organization. NCBI's taxonomy places the organism in Eukaryota, Fungi, Basidiomycota, Agaricomycetes, Corticiales, Punctulariaceae. The transcript has 10 exons. The record is from RefSeq and is a predicted model, not a curated record. Gene Ontology annotation, cellular component: ER to Golgi transport vesicle membrane; endoplasmic reticulum exit site. Bases 951 to 4037 code for a protein of 1028 amino acids.